AUGGAUUUCCUCGAGGCCCAAGUCGAAUCACUUGAAACAGAGAAUGCAGGCCUCAGGAAGCAGUAUCAAGCCAAGGAUCGGCAAUACAAACAGCUGAGUACGGCGAUGCACGACAAAAUCCACAAAGACGGCGACAGAACCGACGAUGAAUUGAUCAAGAAAUUUACCGCGUUCCAAAUUGAGAUACAAAAUUUUCUGCAUCGCCUGUUCAUCCUUGGGCCUGUACAAUGGAUAUCACCCGAGUAUGGUCUGCAGGACAAGGAAGACCAAAAGUCCUAUCUGGAGCACCGAAUUGCCAGUCUCGUGAGCGAACAUAUUUUUGGGCGCGAUGGCAUGGCUCGAGGCAUUUUCGGAAUGGAGCAGGCCCACGAGGGCACGUUGAGUAAGCUGGAGAAGAAGUUUUAUAAGGAAGGAGCAUCGGAAUUCGACUUCUUGGACGGAUGGAGAGCGCAGACUGUCCAGCUGAUCCGGCAAACGAACAGCCGUUCCACCGACCGACCUUCGAAGGCCUUUGGAGAUGCGUUCGACCAAGAUGUGAGGCGGCAUCUCCAGCUCGAGGCACCGCAGGAGGAGUGGCUUCGCCAGGGGAUUUUGCAGCUCUAUGCGAGAGCAACCGAAGCCGCUCUGGAGCUCCGAGAGCGGAAGACACGCUACGUGUGGGCGCAUGCAGAAGAGGUGCGGUCGACCGAUGCGUUUGAGGUGGAGGAUCAGCCUCUGCCUCUGGUCAAAGGCGUCAGUGGUAGAGAAGGGGAGCAGGUGGAGCUGGUCCUGUUCGGGCCUCUGUACCGAGUCGAAGAGGAUGGGAGACGCUUGGUCAUCAGGGCGGGCAGCAUGCUCAGGUGGCAGUAUAUUGCCUCUAGGUAG
This is a messenger RNA of Capronia epimyces CBS 606.96, 864 nucleotides long. RefSeq lists its product as uncharacterized. NCBI's taxonomy places the organism in Eukaryota, Fungi, Ascomycota, Eurotiomycetes, Chaetothyriales, Herpotrichiellaceae. The record is from RefSeq and is a predicted model, not a curated record. The transcript is spliced from 2 exons. Bases 1 to 864 code for a protein of 287 amino acids.